Toxorhynchites rutilus septentrionalis is the source of this 18095-nucleotide messenger RNA. Its product is annotated as protein O-mannosyl-transferase TMTC1-like. The coding region runs from base 2528 to 5425 and encodes 965 amino acids. Gene Ontology annotation, molecular function: mannosyltransferase activity; protein binding. The transcript is spliced from 13 exons. The record is from RefSeq and is a predicted model, not a curated record. Lineage: Eukaryota; Metazoa; Arthropoda; Insecta; Diptera; Culicidae. Gene Ontology annotation, biological process: protein O-linked glycosylation via mannose.
CAAAAGCCGACCGAGAUCGAGUUUAGACGCGUUUUUUGGAGAUCUCCGCAUCAAUACCGGUAUCUCCCGUCGUCUGGGGCGGACAACUUCGACCGCCCCAAAUUUGUGUACACAUUCGCGGUUGCAUCAGGAUUCGACAUCCACAUUCGUUUAGUUUUUGACCGGGGACUUUGACCACCGGACGUGGCGUGGUGAACGAUUUGGCUGCGAGUAGAGUGUCCUAAAUAAAUUUCGCCUGAGACACGUCCCCCGUAGGGGACCAUACAUUAGUGGAAGCUUUCGGAAGGUGAAAUUCCUUUUUUCCGGGUGUGUUUUCCUCACGUUGCCUGCAGCUCGAGGGAAAAAUUGGGACCGAGAGUUUUACGUUCAAUUACGGUGGUUUAGCUUCACUAACUCGCUGAGAAUUUAUUGCCUCUAUCCCCCGUCGCAGCCAUCAUCCGGUUUGUUGGUCAGGACUUUGGAUAGUGUAUCGAAACCGCCUGGCUGGCUGUGUGUAGAGUAAUGUGAUAAAAUUCGAUGAAAUUGUACCCUCUCUGGUGGCCUUGAGUUACCAUCCCCAACGAAAGCGGAGCUCGCAAUCCACUAGAAGGGGGCGUGUGUGUUUUAUUUGCCUCACUUUUUCAUCUCACUCUCUUUCUCUUCCGUUCCCGGACCUGUUCGUGAUGGUGCAUUUCACAUUUUCCGGAUCAUCGAAAAAAGCAUGCCACUGAUGCAGUGUCUCUUUUUGGACGAAACGUUUUUAUUUUCGGCCAUUAGUUUAGAUUAGUGAGUAAAUCAGUGGAAGUUUUUCGCGGACAAACUACGGGGAGCUACAGAAAGCGACCAGAUAGCCAGGUGAAUCGGCUCCUUUGUGUAUCGGAUUGAAGAUUUAUGGAUGUUUACAUUGUUAACUUACCUCCUCGCGGACAUUUCCCACCCUCCGAAUCGGCAUUUAGCGAGGGCGAAACUAAAUCAACUGAAUGGAGCUUCCAACUAUCCUGGGAGCAAGGGAAAAAAACAUAAUGGAGAAUAGUUUCAACGCGAGCUCUCGGGACACUCGAAACGAAAAAGUGCAUCCAAUUACUAUCGCGUGAGAAAAAGGGGAAGGCACUCGGUGGAGUAUCCUAAAUUAACACAUGAAAGAAGCAUCCCUCUAAGCGAAAUCAAAACAAGGCGAAAAAAAGAAAACACGGCAAAAAGUCGGUCGAACGUGAACCGUGGGAAGUAAUUUUCAUUUAGACGAAAAUCGGAAAGGGUGGAUACAAAUUGUGCAAGUUCUGAUAAACCUUCGGUGGAAAAGGGAGUUAACCGACGAAGGCAGCGGAAUGUAAAAGUUAAUACAUUGCAUCUUUUUGUGGUUUCAACUGCGUGCGGCCAGUUUUUGCCUCUCGUAUAGCUCGGUGGGAAAGGGUAUUUUAAGUGUGCGAAAAGUUUAUUUCCGCUUUUUAUUGCUUCAUUAUUCGGUGAGACGGUUGGUGUCGGCAGUGAAAGAGUUGGCAGUGUGCGAAGAAAAGCAGUGCGCUGGUAGGAAGUGAAAGUUUUGUGGUCAGGCUAUACCUUCGGGUCGCUCGCUUACUGCUGCCUCCCACAAUUGACGUUGUGAGAGAGAGUGAAUAGUAAAAAAGGAUAAUUAAUGCGUUUCGCAAAGAUAAACGAGUGGAAGCAACGUUUGGACUUGCUGGAAGUUGUAUCGGUAUUAGUCGAAAGGAAGUUUCCCGUAGAUAUGCUGGAUUGAAAAGAGUCGAUCAACAGCAUCCAGACUGCAAUCAUCAAUUCGAUGACAAUCUCCGCGGAACGAGCCACGUACGAUUAACGAUUCCGUUCGCACUGCUAUCAUAUGGAAGUUCCGCAGCACAAGCGGUCCUGAACGCAAAGAUACGAGAUAAUCUUCAAGAGCACAGAGCCAACCGAAAAUUCUGGUCGUGCUUUUGAUUCAUCACCUGUCAAAACUGUGGAAGCACUAGUGGAGAAGCGGUGGAAGGUAUGAUGUUAUGAUAUGAGCCGGCAAAUCCGAGACGCGCAUCCGCAGAUCCGAGGAUGAAGUUGAAUUGUGUGCGGAAGUGAAUGUUCUCCAUAUGAAGGUGUUUUUCCCAAGCGUUGAGCAAUGAAUCUCUAAGCUAUCCUUGUGUGAAAUUAUAUCCUCGAAGUGUGUUUUUUUUGUCUACUUUUGGAAUGUACUCUGCACGUAGCGCGAGCAAAAUGAGAACGAAGUGAGGAAAGUGCAGCAGAAGAAAUUAAUAAUAAAUUAUAUUUCAUCCCCAUCCGCACAGUCAGCACCUACUGUUGCUCAUAUAGUUUACGUAAUGCUCUUACCAAGAGCUGCAGCUUCGUAGUUUUUUCCCCUCCGUGGUGGCGUGUUUUAUUAAAGUGCAAAUUACCAGCAAAGAAGUUGGAUUAGACCGGAAUAUGCUUGCACUCAAGCUAUCUCUCUCUUCGGCUGAUUGGCCAUGAAAAAUGAGUGAAAAUUAGCGAAAGUCGUAGGAAGUGUGAAGUGCGAAGAAGUGCAGUGAAGUUAGCUCAGGCCAACCGAACAGCAGCAGCAACGAACAUGAAGCGCAAAGUUACGAUCGUUUACCCCCCGGUGAGCAUGUCUCAUCGGUCCGGAAGCCGAUGGGAGGCCACCACCAACGGAUACGGUAGUCAAAACUAUACGCCCACAUCAACAUCAUCGUCAUCGUCAUGCUCAUCAUAUUCAUCUACGUCGAGUGCCUCGGAGAAACACACCCUCGCAGAAGAUGCUCUGAACAACAACAGCAGCAACAGUAUUAGCAACAGUAUUAAUCAUGCCGGAUGGUGCAACGGUGCAGUCCCUAGCCUAAAUAACAGCAAUCAGCAUGAUUCAGAAAAGUGCAAUUUUAACAAAAAUAGCUCAAAUCAUCUUUCCGGAUGCGGCAGUGGUGGCUUGACCAUUCCCUCCAGCAGUAGUACUAACGGUAGCGGUAGUGGAAUUAGCAAUAGUGGUAGGAAAUGCCGCAUCGGAAGGAGGGACGAAGAAGAGGUCGACUGGCGGGUGUAUUUAUUCGUUGGGCUGAUUGCCGUGCUGUGCUAUCUGAACGGUGUCCAGGGCGACUUUGUGCACGACGACAUUCCGGCAAUUACGGUGAACAAGGACGUGCUCGGAUACAGCCCGAUCUCGCAGGUGUUCCGGAACGACUUCUGGGGUACGCCGAUGGCUGACCUCAGCAGCCAUAAAUCAUACCGACCGCUGACGACGCUGACGUUCCGAUUAAAUUAUAUAACAUUUGGCCUUCGUUCGCUAUGGUUUCAUGCUACCAACGUGGUGCUACAUGCGGCCGCCUGUGUCCUAUUCACCCGGGUCUGCACGACAAUCGCCGGACUACGGAAGAAUUUUGCUGUAUUCGCCGGGGUAUUAUUCGCCGUACAUCCGAUCCACACGGAAGCGGUGACGGGCAUCGUGGGACGAGCAGAUGUGUUGGCGUGUAUAUUUUUUCUAAUCUCACUCCUGGCGUAUCACGGAAAAGGGGAGGAACCGGAUAGCGGCUCACUCUGGCUGAGCAUCGUCCUCGGAGGGCUGAGCAUGCUGGCGAAGGAAACCGGUAUCACGGUCUUUCUGCUCAAUGUGGCCUGCGACGUGUACCGCAAUUGGUCUUCGCUUAAAAGAACCAUUUUGGACGUGAAGUGGAGCGAAGAAACGCACCAGUUUGGCCGUCGCGUGUCGCGUGUCCUGCUUUCGAUGGGCGUUCUGUUAGCGUUCCGAUUAGCCCUGCUGCAAGGGUCUCUGCCAAAGUUUUCCCAACAGGACAAUCCCACGGCGUUUCAUCCGAACCUCUACGUCAGAUUGCUGACGUUCUGUUAUCUGGCCGCCUUCAAUUGGUGGCUGCUGUUGUGUCCUUCGACGUUGAGCCACGACUGGCAGAUGGGAUCGAUACCGCUGGUCACAUCAAUAAGUGAUCCCCGAAAUUUACUCACGUUUAUUGCGUUCUCCGCAGCGUUGUUGUUUGUCUAUCGUGGAAUGCUGGAUUUCGAGCAUCAACGUCACGUUCCGAACGUAUUAGGGUUCCUGUUAUUAGUUCUACCAUUCCUGCCGGCCACAAAUCUAGUUGUAACUGUUGGUUUUGUCGUUGCGGAGCGAGUGCUGUACAUUCCGAGUAUGGGCAGCGUGAUUCUGGUCGUAUACGGUGCCCAACUGUUGUGGGAGCGUGCACCAAACAUCCGGAAGCCGAUGCUCGCGCUGGGCAUUCUACUGAUUGCCGCCGGCUGUUUGAAAACACUCUCGCGCAACCUGGACUGGAGCUCACGGGAAGCCUUGCUCAGGUCCGGGCUGAAAGCGUUGCCACACAACGCCAAGAUGCAUUACAAUUUCGGUAAUUUUCUGCGCGAUUCAUCCCAGCCGGAGCAAGCCGUUGCGCACUACCGUGAAGCCCUGCGACUGUGGCCAACGUAUGCCAGCGUGCACAACAACAUCGGGACGUUGAUGAGCGAAUUCGAGACCGCCGAAUAUCACUUCCUGGAGGCCAUCAAAUACUCAUCCGAGCACAUAAACGCGCACUACAACCUCGGCCAGAUGUACCGCAAGUUCAAUCGGACGGCGGAUGCAGCCCGGAUGCUCGAGCGAUGUAUCGAACUAGAGCCGCUGUACAAUGCGGCUUAUCUGGAAUUAGCGAAAUUAUACCGCGGCGUGAAGGCCGGGCAGCUGCUGCGAGGAGUGGUCCUGGCAAAUCCGUACGAUGUUGACCUGCGCCGACAAUACGGGGACUGGCUGGCGGAACGAAAUUUCAUACACCAAGCGAUUAAACAGUACCAGGAAGGUCUUAAAAUAAUGGGAACACAUCAAUUAUCGGUAAUCGGAGCCUGUCGGGCAUUGCGGAAGUUGGGGCAGACGUCACGCCUCCACCAGCUGAUACUAAGAUGGCAAUUUAUGGUACACUUAUCGAAUGGCGGCAUUCCGAUACAGACCGAAAUCUAUCUUCGUGAUUGGAGCAUAAAGCACGAACUGAGAAACCGGGCUAUGAUAUACGACACUGGUAGCAGCAGCAGCAGCAGCAUCACUAGUUCAAGCACUAGUUCCGGUAAUCCCAUCCCAGAAUCCAAUAGAGAGAUUAGUAGUUGCCCCUCGGAAGGGAGCAUCCACAGUGCCUCCGUCGGGAGGAAUUGUCACGAAAUCUGUGGCGGCGCGAUCGAUGCAACCCUUCGAGGCAAGCCGGUGGCCUCGGAACUGGAUACGGAGGUUAGCAUACGAAUCUUGCGAACGCCACACUGCAACCGCUCUGACCAUGUGCCGGGUUUGGUGAAACACUGCAAGAUUAGUUCCAGCACCAGCCGAUCGAAAUCGUCCCGAGGAGACAGCAAACCCUCCCCCGGUAGUAAACAUAAAAAGUGGUCCAAGGCACGCCACAAACACAAGAGACCCUCCCAGGAGCUGGAAUCGGCAUCGGAGGGAGCGCUGGCUCCACUGCUGGUGUCCAACCUGUUGGAUAAACUUUAACCGAGAGUGAACACACAACCCAACACGAUAACGAUUUCCUGCUGUCAGAUCGCUAUUGAACCCGACAGCAGUUGUGAAUAGUUUUGAUAGCGGUAAGAGCAUGUUUGGUUGAUUUAUAAUAUAAGUAUCGCGCAAGUGAUUGAAAGCAAUCUUUUCGCGAUAAAGAACGUGCGCAACUGACAGGCUACGAUGUAAGUAUUAAUCGACUUAGCUCUAAGAAACUGAUUGAAAUAAUUGUAUGGGUUCGGAUUGAUAGAAAAAGGGAUUUUUUCUGAGAUGAUCCUUUGUGUGAGGAAAUUAUGCGUUCGAACUGCCAGAAAAGAAGGAUAGUUUAACAAAUUUAUAAUAUUACUAUUGUGUAUUGGGUGUGACCUGUAUUCCAUUCAUUCCGAAGCUUCCUACGUGGAAAUCAUACUCAUAAAAACGAAAUUUAUUCUACAUGAGAAAUGACAAAGUAAAGGUAUGGUCGAAUAUAGCAGAAUAAUAUUCUGUUAAGACUUUUGAGUCCUUAAAUUUAAUUUACUUGGAAUCCAUUUUUUGGUACUAUAUACAACAACAGUGUAGCCAUUUUUCUAAUAUUUUUUUAUGUCGAACAUGUUUUGGAAAUGGGUAAUUUUGAAACUGAAAAUGUUUUAAACUACAAUAGUUUGUUGUUCAUUUUAUUCGGAUACAAAAACAAAUAAAUAGCACAAAUAAGUGCUAUUCUUAUUUUUUUUUCCAUCGGGCAAUUAUUUAUUGCAACAUUUCAAUAAAAAUGCCAAAUGGCUUUUACUAUUUGAAAAAUACAUUCUUUGGCGAGAAAAAAAUUGAAGAAAAAUCGAAGAAUAUUUUUUCUAGAAUUUAGUAUAUACGGUUUGUACGCUCAAUUUUAUCUUUUUCUUUCUUGUUUUCAUUUUAAAUUUGAACACUGGAACUGGUUAUGCCGUUAUAUAAAUGAUCAUAUUUUAUUUAUUCGAAAUUGCCUUCAAAAUACUGGAAAAUUAUUCGAUUAGAGCAGACAACGUCAAUUUGCUUUGAACUGAUUCUCAUUUUCAACUAUUUCCUGAGUUAUCUAAAGGGUUGCGUAACUAUUUUUUUUUUUUUAGAUAUAGUUUAUUUAUUAGCAGUAUUUACAUCACAGAUUUUUUUACAUGAUUAGUUAUUUAAACUCAAAUAGAAUUCCAGUUCGUUGACAUCAAUUUCAUGAUUAUUAUGAAUAUAAUUUGUGUAUUUGAUAAAAAGCGUUAAAAUUUCAUUUUUUUGUUCUGGUGCUACGUUGCCUAGUACCGGCCGCAUGAGUUCAUCAAACGUUAGUCUCUGCCACCCGUUAAGUGCUGUUGUGAGCUUUUGUUGCAUGCGCCACCAUGCUCCCAUUACUCUGGGACACUCAGAAAAUUUAUGCUUUAUCGUCUCGAUUUGCGUCCGGCAAUGCUGACAAUAUGGGUCGUUAGCUCACCCGAUGAUGUUCAUUAAUCUUCGAUUUUCUGUUUUCUCAUUCACUAGAAGAUAAAGGUGACUACGCUCGACGUUAGACUUUUUGUAGAGAUAUUUAUCCAGAUUCGUUUCCAAUUUAAACCCGGUUGGUUUCGUUCAACUCUUGGCCGCUCAGUCUGUUCCAAAUAAUAAUCGUGUAUUUGAUCGCUUGUGGGAUUUUGUGUUAUAUGGUGCGGCAACAAAGGUAUUUGUUGAUACAGAAUUUUCAGACACGGAAUUUCGACAGAAGGAGUGUGAUUUAGAAGCAGAGAGGAUUGGUAAAAUGGAAUAGAAUCCAUCUCUUUCAGGUGACGAUUAAUAAGUAGCGCUUUGCUUUUUAUCGCCGGUAGUUGCAGCUCAAGUCCGCCUUGCUCCCUCUUCCGCGCAAGUUGCUGCAUUGGAAUCCGUGCUGGUAAGCCACGAAACAGGAAUCUUCCCAUCAUCGCAGUCAGUUUAGCAGUGUGUAUGUUUUGUGGUGGUAUUAUGGAUGCAACGUACCACGCUUUCGAUGUAAUAAAUGUAUUCAACAGUAUUACCUUCUGUUGCAGGUUCAAAGAUCGCAUACUAUGCAACCACAUAAUUUGCGCGAUUCUGGACAAUAAUUUGUCCCAGUUAAGCUUUGCCAUCGAACGCACUGAGUUGGUAAAGAUAAUACCCAGUACCUUCACAUUUUCCACCGUCUGCAGCCCUGGUAUCGUCAUUGGCUCUCCAUUAAUAAACCCGACGUCGAUAGCCACAGUUUUUUGCCGGUUAAGUUUUGCCCCGGCCACAAGCUCGAAUUCGCCGAACACCCAAAAAAUACGAUCGAUUGUUGUUGUUGAUGUUAUAAUCGCCGUAAUAUCAUCGGCGUACGCAACGCAAAUAUCUCCACCACAUAUGCGCUCCAACCGUGUAAGUAGUGGAUGUAGGUAAAUCACGAACAGGAGCAUCGACAACGGAUCUCCCUGUCGAACAGACCGUUCUAUCCGAAUCGGUUGUGACAGGCGCCAAUUCAAUAGUAGCCGUGACGAAGAGGAAUCUUCUACCCUAGAGAUCCAGCUGACGAAGCUCGGAUUAAUCCCCAGAGAAAGUAGGGUUCGAUGCAAGAACUCGUGAGAGACCCGAUCGAAAGCAUGGUCCAAGUCGAAAGAGAUCAUCUUUCCCUUCUGUUUAUUCGCAAUCAAGUGGGCCAUCCGAUCUUUCAGCGAGAGAGAAGCUUCAAAAAUUGACCGAUCGGCGUUUGCACAUUUCUGCGCAUCACUCAACACAUGGUGAGUUCGGAUUAACAUCUCUAGACGGAAUUUCAUUACUCUACUCAGAAUUCGGUAGUCUACGUUGAGAAGGCUAAUUGGUCGGUACGCUCGUGCUGUACCAUCGCCACUUCUCUUUUUCACCAGCACGAUAAUGCCAUCGGUGAACCCUACGGGGAGUUCUUCUGUUCUCGCUUCAUUGAUUUGCAAUAAAGUUCUCUGUAUAUGACGUCAAACGUUCGUUGGUAGAACUCUAUCGGCAGCCCAUCGGCACCCGGCGAUUUACGCUUCUGCGAGGUUCGGAUGGCGUGCUCGAUCUCACUGAUUGUGAUCUCGUCCAUCAUUGCUGCAUUAGUCUCAUCGUUCUCGGUUACUACUCUCUCGCACUCGAAAUUUUCUUCUGGAGCUUGCCUCGCCUCUCCCAUCGCAUACAGGUCCGCCAGAUACUGAACCAUAUGUCGUUCGAUUUCGUCGGAUCCUCGGAUAUGUUCUCCUCGCUCAUUCUGCAGCUCUGUUACAACUGACCUUUUCCGUCGUCUAUCACCUAGUUGGAAUGUGGACAGAUAUUCCCCCGCUACGAGCGUCUCGUUUUUUUUUUUAUCUUCGCUUAUUUUUCGUCGGCCUAUUUCCGCCACUUUAGUGCCAAUCACCGACAUCAGGGAGGCGACUCCACCUGUUCCUACCUAUCAGACUCAACAACUCAUGAGCCGGGCCAACUUCUUUUACUUCCGCUCCGAAGGAAGACGUAACCAGAGAUUUUUCGCCUCAGAAAAUCCCAACGACGCCAGCUGGGAUUGAACCCAGGCCGAUCGGAUUGUGAGGCUGUUACGCUAACCAUACAACCACUGGCGCCGUCUAGCGUCUCGUUGAUACGAAUAAAAUUUUGCGCGAACUUCCGCUGCAGCGAUAGCAUUUGUGCUUUAACGCGAUUGAUUGUCACCAGCAUCGCGGGAUUUUGAUAGUAUCCAUCAUAAGCCGUUCGUAAUUGUGCAUAGAGUCUUUGAUAUUCGGCGUUGAAAAUACUAAAUAUUUCCCUCGACUUCCACCGAAAAAAAGAUUUAAUUUUUGGUUUUGCGAAUAAUAACCACCAUGUUAUCCAGUUGGGAAAGUUUCUCCGUUGUCGGGUCCAAAAUUGCCACCGGAUUUGAAAUUCUCGUAUAUUUUCAUUAGUGAGAAGAUGGGGACGCAUGGACCAGAACCCGCGUCUUUGUUCGCGCCCGAGAUUAGGAAGACAAAUUCGUGCUGUUAGCGCUUUAUGGUCUGUGAAAGAACAUACGUGUGUUGCGGCGUUGCGAAUAUGCUCGCAUAGCCCUGUGCUCACAUAUAUCCGGUCGAGCCUGGAUGCCGCAUUGUGUGUAAUGUAGGUAGAUGCUUGGGUCGUAGGGUACAGCUUCACCCACAAGUCAUGAAGCUGCAGUUGCUGUAUGGUGGCUUGCAGUGCCGGACUCGAAUUAACACUCGUUGAGUCGCUGGUACGCAGUACACAGUUAAAGUCCCCAGCGAGAAUAACGUGUGGUGUGGUGUGACGGAGAUAGAAUGCAAGUGUACCGUUGAAAAACGUUCUCUCUCGGCACGUAAAGCUGUACCCGAAGGUGCGUAGACAUUGCAGAGAGUUGUGUUCUGUACUCGGAGGGCGAUGAGACGCCCAUCCAGGCUCUUUUCGACGUCCGAGAAUGAGAUAUGAUCCUUUAGCGCUAUUGCCGUGCUACGUCUUGCGUGAUCUACGUUGCAGACGACGUUAAAAUUCGGGAGGGACAGUUGCUCAUUUUCUACCUCCUGAAGGAACACGAUAUCAAGUUCCAGCGUUUGUACAAAAGUCCGAAGAGCGGCUAUCUUCGUUGCGUUCGUUAUCGUGUUUAUAUUGAUAGAGGCAAUAUUAUAAGUUGAGAAUUCAGCCAUUAGGACAGUGACUUAUAUCCUUCGCGCUUGUCGUCUGCAUCCUCCACUCGAUGCUUCUUGCUUGGUGGGCGAUCGCGUAGCUGUCUCUUAGAACGAGUUGAGCCCAUCGAGGAAUCCGUAUCGUUCCCAUCGAACUUGCUGCUGGCAGUCUUGCGAACCACUUCACUGUUAGCAGGGGGUAUUUGACCUGCUGUAUCGGUCAACGACCCACAGCCCGAUGUUUUGGUCGAACCCGAGGUGGAGGGUAAUACCGGAAAGUUUUGUUCCGUGCGAUUCGGUGGUGGUAACCGCUGGUGUUGAGAAUCGUUUUUCGGAGGCAGCAUGCUUGCCGACUGAGAAGAGUUCGAGAUUGUUUUUUCCGCUCUGGGAGCGAGUUGAGUUGGGUUUUUGUUUGCGGGGUUCGCUUUUUUUUGCGGUAUCGGUGCUGUACCCAUCUGCUUUGCAGCAUCGGCGUAGGACUUCUGCACGAGUAGCUUUUUGUUUUGGACACAAGUAACUCCGAUGUGGAUAUAUUCUCGGCAGUGCCGACAAGUUUGUCGUUGUCCAAAGUACGACACCUGCGUCAUCUCGCCGUCGAUGGUAAUCCACGACUCGAUGUUUUGUUUAAUGACCAUUUUGACUAUCUUGAUACCGGUCGGCGUGCCGGCAAAGAAAACAUCGGCCCCGUUUAGCUGCUCCCGAAUGGAGAUAACGUCACCAUAUCUUGAGAGAAGCUCGGCGAUUUUUUUGUCCGAUACGUCCUCGGAUAAGUCGUAGAGCUUCACUUCCACAGCUCCCUCUUCUAGCGUGAUCCUCAAGGGGUAUUUUUUUCCGUCGACUUCGAUCUCGUGUUUGUUGUUAUGUUCUUCACAAUUUUUUUGCGCUAACGCUAGGUCGGUGACUUUGACAAAAGUAACACCGAGGGUUCUGCUGUUCUGGAUACGAAGCACAUCACACUGCUUCACACCCAGAAUGGUUGCACAAAAGUUGUGGAUUUUUCCAUUUUCCAGCUUCUUCGGCACAUUCGAAAAAUCAAUUCGAAACGUGUUUUCUCGGCGGCCCAUCGCGAAGUCGUUUGGACGCGCAGCGUCACGGAGCGGCUCGGCGAUGAGCAGGAUUCGUAGAUAACAAAGAUACUUGUAUUAUUAGCUCGUGUUUGACUUCCACAGAACGAUGACAAAAACGCGUCUGUUCGGCACGGAAGUUGUACGCUCACUAUUGCCCAAUGGUUUGUAGCUUGGAAACCUUGGUUAUUUGACUUGGUAACCUUUUGCUCGCUACUUUGCCCAGCUAGCUCACCAGUUCUUCUCUCAGGGUCGGCUUCCGAUCUCGGGAGAACUCACACAAAGACGCAAUUUUCCGAUAGAAACCAUUAAACACCACCGAAGCAGGAAGGACUGAUCCAAUGAAGAAACAAACUGAAUUUAAUGAAGAUACUUUUUUUUAUUCUUAUAUUCGGUUAGUAAGCCCAAUGUGCUUUUCCGUCACUGGUCGUUGGGAAGGGGAGAGAGGAGUAUCGUACCUUAUUGCUCGGUGAUAACCGAUCAAAAUCUUGGUUCCGGUACGUCCAGUGCUUGUCCUGGCAGUUCUGCACUCGGUCCAGGUGUCUCGCGUUGUCUUGGCGUAGAAUUAAUUCCCUAAUGGCAGGAUUUGGGUCGCCUCAUGAAGGCUAUCCUGGUGGCUUGCACACUUUCUAGGCCGUUAACAGCAGGUCCAGAAUCAGUGUGGCCAGAGAUGCUAUUCCGAGGACACACCUGAGGGCAGCGGAGUGUGUACCGGAGUGUUCCGAAAGUACAAGAAUCUCAGCGACUGCCUUCUCUAUCGUAUUCCUUUUCACCACACCAUUAUUCACUUCAUAUAACUUUUCUCAAACUUUUCCGUCUAAUUCGAUCUCUAUCUCUGGCAUUAGUGGCCGAGUCAAUCCUUUCUGCUUUCCUUGAAACCUCUUUCUUUCCCCUUUCCGUCCUUUUCCUCCUCCCCCUUUCCAUUUCUUUUAUCGUUCCGGUUUCCGCCAGGGACACCAGAGACAGUGACAGUAACAGCUUGGCGAGAUUUAUAAUUCUCAUUCAGGCGUUACCCCGUCAUUGUGGCACAGUGGGCAUUCCAUAGUGGGAGUUAGCAAUACAAUUUCAUUUUUCAAUACAAUCAAUUUAAUUCUAACAACAAAAAUAAUAAAGAACAGUCCAAAAAAAACCAAAUUUUAUACAAAAAAACAAACUCUACUGCGGUGACACCUAACUGUUCCGUAUUUCGACGGUAACAAGAUGUAAGAAAUGAUAUUUCCAAGCACCUUUUCAGAAUGUUUGAUGAUUAGGGGCGAUCUAAAUGAUUUAAGGAUUAAUCUAACAACCGUUUUCAUAUACAACACUUAUUUCGAUGUUUAUUUCUUAGAAAUGUGCAAACCAGCCCAUCAUGAUGAACAGCUCAGAUCAGCUCAGCUCAUCUAAAAGAGCUGUUCUUUAUGAACAGCUAUUCAGCUCAGUUGUCAGUGUCGACUUCGGAGGUGAUUUCCGAUUUUGGUCGCAAACUCGAUAGUGAAAUAUCUAUCAGAUUAGAAGACACGAAGCCAGUUUUAAAAUGUUAAAAUUUCAAUGGGAUUUUUCACACCAUGUUAUUAAAUUAUUUGAAACACGUAUUCCUGACUUUUAAUUAACCAUUUGUCCAAACAUUUCCGACAUUUUUACUGAGACGUUUCAUUAUAAUAUACAGUUGUUUUCAAAAACAAUUUUCUUGACGUAGCCUCACAGGAAAUAGUCUAACGGCGUCAAAUCGCACGAUUGAUGAAUUGUUAAAUUCGCUGCGUGGCUCGUGGCGUCCAACAUAUCGUCCAAGUCUAUAUCAUCCAAUUCGGGCCAAAAAUAUUUGGUUAUCAUUGAGCGGUAGUAAAGCCCCAGUCUUGAUCAUCACGGAAGAAGAGCGGCCCAAUGACGCCGUCGAACCAUAAACCGCACCAAACCGUAUUUUUUUCGGGAUGCAAUGGUGACUUACGGAGUACGUGUGGAUUGCUGCCUGACCAAUAACGCAUAUUUCGCUUAUUGACGAAGCCAUUCAGCCAGAAAUGAGCCUCAUCGCCGAGAAUGAUUUUUCGAUGAAAUCUUUCCAUUAUGAAUUGGCAAACAUUGCUGAGGAGAAAUUUCAAGAGAGCGGGAAAAAAUAUGACGUCGUUUGCUGUCCCUAUCGGUCUUGCAUAUAUCGCAUAGCAAAUAUAUGCAAGCUGCGAGUACUUUUGUACUCGCUUGUCUUUGUGAAAACCAGAAUAUGUUUCCCUAAAACGUACUUCUAAACUGACAAGCCUGAGAAAAUCGUCAUGUCAGAUAAUAGAGGUGAAUUAAUUUCAGAUGGAAACGUAAAAUACAAUGAUCGUUUGACAAUCCUCCCGUUCGCAUAUUUUGGUAGUCCUUGGCAUCAUAUCAAACGUAAAAAGACGGUCAUCAAAGUUACUAGUAAGGAAGAACAUAAUCUAUUAUAAUGCAUGAAUUGAUUUUACAUGGCAACUGUUCAAACUUUUUACAUCUACAGCCAUUCCAUGAGUGUGGUCCAAAAAACCAUUUUAUCGCAUUUUUGCCAAAAUUGACUUUUUUCAAAAAUUCAUAGCUUUUGAACUACUAGACCGAUUCAGAAGAUCAACAUAUCAAAUUAAAGCUAAUUAUCUGGUCUUUUUUGAAAAAAAAUACUUUACCUGCAGAAAAUUCGAAUUCUGCUCUCGUUAUUAUUGAUUGUAUUCGUUUUUAUUGUUUUCGUAGUCUCGGGACCAAAAGCGCUAUAUUUUUUAUAUUUUUUCUGGAAAGCUGAGGAUUUUCACACAACAUAUCUCGGAACUAGGCAAGGGUUUUUUUUCGUUAUUAAGUUAUGAUUUUUCAAAGUUAGCCGAUGGUCCAAAAAAUCAUUUUUUGCCAUUUUUUCCACUACAAAAAAUGAUAACUUCUGAUCUACUGUAGAACUUUCCUUCACGAACCCAUGAUAAAGAUCUGCUAUGAGCAGGCGUGCAGCGUUAUACAGGGUUGUGUGAACAUUCUAUUUGAGUACUUGAAAUACAGCAGAGGAUAGAAAAUUCAUGGUAAUUUUAGAUAAUAUGGUUGUCGCCAGAUUUGUGCUCAGAAUUAAUAGGAGCCAUAUUUCACACUUAAGGAAACGAGCGUUCGCUCAAGGAUUAUGGCUUAAGGGGUCUUCAGAUGUUCAGCACAUUCCUCCUACAAGGCAACGAUUCAUUCCUGCACCUUUGGAUGCGUCAAAAUUCUUCAGGACUGACAUCAUUCAGCGUGGUAAUCAAUGGUGAUACACUUUCUUUAAGAGAUGGAAUGCUGUUGAACUGUACAGUAUUCGAAUCUGAUGAAUCACCGUUAUACACGCUUUGGAAAAAAUGCACGAAAAAAUGAGAAAAUCGUUGUGCGUGAAGAAUUUUGUUCACCGUUUAAAACACGUUAUCGAAAAAAUAGGUGGUCUCAUCGAAAAUGUCCUAAAAUAAGCUUUAUUUUCGUUUUCUUUUUUUUAAUAAAAAUCGGUUUACUUUUGUAGAAGUUAUUAAUUUUUGUUUAUUAACUCUUUAGUAAAAAGUUCCGGAGGCCCAGAAAAGAUUUAAUGGCUUGCGUGUUUUUUUAGAAUCAUUUCGAAAAGCAACGAUUUUUUACUUGCCUUUGCGAGAACAAUACACUAAUUGGUCAUAUGCCGCAAUUUGCUUCUUCAUAUCAACGCACGCAUUGUACUGAGUAUUUAACGAGAGCCAUCUUCCGUGCAUCGCCAUUCAACAAGCAUCAAACACGCGACUAACAUAUGCACACAGUUGCAGUGAUAAACUUCAAGUGAAAUAUUCGCUAGCGUUCAGAAACAAAAAAUACAAAACGAGUAGAAUAAGCGACCUUUGUUGUUUCGGGCACCGAAAGAUUGUGAUAAAUUUCCUCAGAGGAGAUGCAAUACUUAUACGCUAGCGACAGCUUACUUACUUCGCAAAUAUUCUCUUUUCGCUAUCCCCCUUCGUUGUUUCUAUUCUUCUUUUUCACCUUCUUUUCCUUUGUUUACGGAUACUUUAAAUCCAACGAUUCAUUCAUCUCCGACUAUUUCUAUUCUAGCGGCUGCAUAAGUUGCUCGUUAUUGACAGCACUGUUCGAGAAAGCACACAAAUGGACACAACAAAUGUAUGGGGAAAUGAGAAUGCUUUCAAUUUUCAUCAAUUAAACCAUAUACAGACUAUGGGGUUAUAAUGUACUAGCUGACCCGGCAAACUUCGUCCCGCCCAAAAUAGUUUUUUGUUAUCAAUACCUUGGAGAGUCUAUGAUGGUUCAUAGAAUCAUUUAUUGCACCCUUAAAUCUCCAUAUGCCAAAUUUCGUUUCAUUUGCUUGAAUAAUUCUCGAGUAAUGCAGAAAUUCCGGUUUCAUUUGUAUGGCAGCAUAUUGCUUCGAAGUUACCAAACUACCAAAACAUGUUCGACAUCGAAUAAGGUAUGAUCGACUAAUCAGUAGAUAACGAGCGAAAAAUUUAGAGAAACUGUUUUCCUUUUCAUAAAUCAUAUUUUCAACGUACGAAAAAUUCAAGCAAAGAAAAAAUAUGUUGUAUUGUAUAGUGUCAGUUGUACAUUCCAUACAAGUGUAUGGUUGCUUGAAUUAAAGUUCAUACUUUCAUAUUCGGAUAAUACUUAAUACUUCGUAGAAAAUGUGUUCGUGAGACACUGUCAAGCUGAUUCCAAUACACAGGCACACUAGACUGUUUUCUGAAACUGAACUCUCUAUCUUUAGUCUUUGUACCGUGCUAUUGGAAGAGACGGACGAUUCCCAUCUAAAGGCUAAUAAAAAAGUCUAUUCUAUGAUUGGUAAUGAAUAACAAAGCAGUUGACAAAUAAUGCAAUGAUACAAAGUUGUUAUCCCGCGCGAGUGGAGGGUUCAGUUCUGUAACUCCUGUUUCUUAAUAACAACAAAAACAAAAACAAUGCAUUUUAGCUCAUUUUUGAAACACGCAAUCAAUCAUGAAUAAAAAGAAUAUGAAUUUAUUAUGAAAUAAAAGCAAUACAAAGGAUCAUCUCAUAAAGUGUUAGACGUGUUUUACACCCCCUGGAGAAGGAUAGCCCGAUAUACAAACAAACAAAACAGAAAAAAAGAACACUCAAUCGAUAAUAAGUAAGAUACAUUUGAAUAAGGCAACUACGUUUACAACUCAACAAACAUAUAGCAUAUAGUUUCCAGGUGGGUAAGUGGAGCAGUGGAUGUGAACACCUCACAACACGACCCAUAUAGCAUACAGUCGAGAGUGAGAAAAUAAGCCCAAAGUAAGGAGCAAGUAAAAAUAACCCAAUCCUAAUGCGGAAAUCGACGUUUGAAGCAGUGAAAGAAAAGCUCGAGUCGUGAACGAACGAUUCGAAGUCAUUUAUUUUUGUAACCACGUGCUGAGGGCGCCAGUAUUACUUAGGAAUAAAUAUGUAUAUGCAAAAUAAAUUAUUGCAACACAUAGCUCACGCUUGGUCGUUCGUAUAGGCGCAAGAAUUGCCAAGUGAUAACUCAAAAAGGAACGAACAACACGACGGAUAAUAUGGGGGUGGGUGGAGAAUAAAACAAAUACAGAACAAAACUAAGACUGUGAGUAUAUAUAGACAUUUAAACGAGUAAGAUUGUAUUAAUAAUCCGUAUGAUUGCGCAAAAUAGACUUACUCCUUAGUAUUACUUUCCGGGUCCCAUUGUUCUGCGUUAAUAUUUAUGUAAGGGAGAAAGCAACCGAUUUUCAUGACAAAUUGAGUUACAUGGUAUUAGCAAGUGUGAGCGCUAGAAAGGAUCAUUUGGCAAAGAACAAGCUAAUAACAACAGGAACCACUUUUCGGCUGCAGGAAAAUACGGCGGGGAUGGUAAAUGGGAGCACGCGCUUUAUUAUGGUUGACCAUAAAAGCCGAGCAAAUAGCAACAUAAGGCAACGAUUUACGAGGUAAUUAUGUUAAGCCUAAACGGUGGAUUCCACAUCUUUUCAACGGAGAAGAUUGUUCGGAAGUAAUCGGGAUCCUUAGCGGGCAGAUGAGAUUGGGCUGACCGAGUGAUGGCUGAUAAAUUGUAACGUGGAAAAGGGGGGUGGGAAAAUUGCCUACUCAUUGGGCCCAACGACUUAUGAUGAAGAAGAGGAAUAGUUCCUCGGGUUAAAUCUUUGCAAUAUGUUUUGCACAAACAAACCAAAUAUUCAGUGGAUCGAUUCAUAUGGAGACGCAUGAUGUAUUUCUGAUGGCAAACAAAAACAAACUUGAUGCCAUAUAACACCAUCUCUUAAGAACAGACAUAUUCCAAUGAAAGUAUGUUUAUGUUUCAAGGUUUCUUUUCCAUGUGUACCGUGAAAGAGUCUGCUCACAGCCCAAACGAUACACUGAAAAAUCCACGUAAACAGCGUGAACUCCAGAAGCCUUUUCCAAUCACCCAUUCUCUGCAAAGUAUAAAGCUAGCGCGUUCUCCAUGGUUGAGCUGGGUAUGAGAACAACGGAAUUGAAUUCAAUAUCUCUUUGCUUCCUAAUGGCGGAGACAGGUGAAUUUAACGAAGUUUUUAACAUAUACAAAAACAGUCACUCUUGCGAAGCCCAGUAGCCGUAGCUAAAAAAUAGCGAAGAGCUGUAUUGACGGAAUUAACUUUGAUUGGCAGGCUUGCGAGCCGGUGUACAUCACAUUUCCUGCCACGUACUUAUAUGCGGUUAUUAAAAUAGAACCAACUGUAAAUAUAAUGCAAACAUCAACUUGAACAGAGUAAGUAAUCAAUAUCGCGCGUGAGCCCGUGAGCGUGGGAAGAUGAAAACAAAAGUACCCACAAAAAUAACAACAGUACCGAAUUUACGAAACAGAAUAUAAUAAUAAUGACAACAGCAAAGCUAAAUGCGAUAAAACCCACUUGUAGAUACGAUACCAGGCAUGAAAGAGACGAGCGACGUAGCUGUGGUGUAAACAUUAAUAUUAAAUAUUUUAUUUUUUACUACGAACCAAAAAACAACAAUGAAAAACAAAACAAUAAAGCACAAACAAGAAGAGGGAUACAUAAUGUGCUAAAAAGAGCAGGAAAAACAUUUCGACGGGAAUUGAUACCGACAAUGGGCAAAAAGGGUGUCAAAACACAACAAGUAAUAACUGCAUAGUUUUUUUUUAAUAAAGUGCGAAAAAAU